CUCCCGGAGCGUCUCCGACUAUCCCGGCGUGCCCGGCGGGAGGGUUGGGUUGUUUGUCCUUCAGCAGGUGCCGCUUGGACCUUUUCUGUCCCGCUGUCGUCAUGGCUGGGCCUUUAGGCCGUAAGGCCCUGGACUACCUCAGGAGCAAGGACUUCCGAGACUAUCUGAUGAGCACACAUUUUUGGGGCCCUGUUGCUAACUGGGGGCUACCCAUUGCUGCUUUCAAUGAUAUGAAGAAAACUCCAGAAAUUAUUAGCGGCAGGAUGACGUUUGCAUUGUGUUGCUACUCUUUGCUCUUUAUGCGGUUUGCAUACAAGGUACAGCCCAGAAAUUGGCUCUUGUUUGCCUGUCACUUCACGAAUGAAAGUGCACAGCUUGUUCAGGGAUGUCGGCUGAUCAAGCACAACGCUGAGAAGCGGAUGCACCAUUCUGAGUGAUGCCAGCCUAUGCCUCCUGAAGCACUUUUUCUUUAGUUCCAUAUAUCACCAACAAUGAUAUUUUUACGCACAAGAUUCCACAGAAAACACUUCGGAGCCUGGAUGUUUGAUUUUUUUCAAAGAUAUUUAAUCCCAACUGUGUGUUUUAUAAUAUAACACAUUGUUUUAUCAUCCCUUUCUAAAAUUGCCUUAAAUUAAAAUUUGCGAAAUAGCUAAUAUACAUGGAUUUCAUGACACAUUAUAUAUUUAUAUAUAUCUAACACCCCACAACUCCUCAUUUUAAAUGAACAACAACUGGUGCUCUUUAUCAAUAUGUAAUAAUUUUAGAAGAAAAUAUAUAUAUGGUCAUGAGCACUUCCUUGUAUUGCAGUCAACAUUUUGUUGGUAGAUCAAUGGCUUUUGCAGUGUCAAGCUGAAUUUAAGUGAUGUCGCAUAGUAAUACGUCAAUUAAAAGAUGUACAAUUAAUAGUCAA
Messenger RNA from Stegostoma tigrinum, 910 nucleotides. RefSeq names its product mitochondrial pyruvate carrier 1 (gene mpc1). The transcript has 5 exons. The record is from RefSeq and is a predicted model, not a curated record. Gene Ontology annotation, biological process: pyruvate import into mitochondria. Gene Ontology annotation, cellular component: mitochondrial inner membrane. The coding region runs from base 102 to 437 and encodes 111 amino acids. Lineage: Eukaryota; Metazoa; Chordata; Chondrichthyes; Orectolobiformes; Stegostomatidae.